Messenger RNA from Melanaphis sacchari, 1118 nucleotides. RefSeq names its product ubiquitin thioesterase OTU1 (gene Yod1). The transcript is spliced from 3 exons. The coding region runs from base 103 to 1029 and encodes 308 amino acids. Gene Ontology annotation, biological process: endoplasmic reticulum unfolded protein response; protein deubiquitination. Gene Ontology annotation, molecular function: protein binding; cysteine-type deubiquitinase activity. The record is from RefSeq and is a predicted model, not a curated record. NCBI's taxonomy places the organism in Eukaryota, Metazoa, Arthropoda, Insecta, Hemiptera, Aphididae. Gene Ontology annotation, cellular component: cytosol; nucleus.
AGUGAUCUUUUAUAAUAUUACUUAUUUUAUAAGUAUUAUUAUUUUGGAUUUUUUUUUAGACAUUUUUAUCAAAUUAUGUCUUAUAACAAACGCAGUUGACCAAUGUCGGACGCAGUGUUACGGCUGAAAUGCCGUUCGGGAACCUUUCCAAUGACAAUUCCUUUGAAUUGUUCAAUAUCUGUUUUGAAAGAACAGGUAUCUGUACUGAGUGAAAUACCUGUAGAUAGCAUAAAACUAUUGUUUGGUUUUCCACCUAAGUCCAUACAAAAAUUAGAAGGUACUAUUGAAGAUGCUGGUCUUAAGUCAGGUGAUACAAUCAUAGCUGAAGUAGACUCAAGCAGUUCAAGUGUACAACAACUCAAAGUAGAUACAGAGAGUAAUAUUUUAAAGCACAUUACAGAACAAGAGGUUGGAGAUGAAGUACCAUUAAUUUUGCGUAAAGUUGUACCAGCUGAUAACUCUUGUUUGUUCACCAGUAUGGGAUUUGUGUUGGGAGGUAAAAUUGAUUUAAGUAGUGGCAACUUUAUGCGUGAAAUAAUAGCUAAUGCAGUAAAAGAUAAUCAAAUAGAAUUUAGUGAAGCAGUACUUGGAAAACCAAAUGAAGACUAUUGUGAAUGGAUACGGAAUCCAAAUUCAUGGGGUGGUGCUAUCGAGGUGUCUAUAUUGUCUAACCACUAUGGUAUGGAAAUUGCAGUGAUUGAUACUCAAAGUGGUUCUAUUAGUAAAUUUGGUGAGGAUAAAGACUAUCCUCAUCGAGUGUUCCUUAUUUAUGAUGGUAUACAUUAUGAUCCAUUGUAUUUGGAAAUGCCGUCAAAUCCUGAAGAAAUUCAAACAAUAUUCCCAACAAAUGAUGAUCGCAUGUUAGAUGCUGCUCAGAUGUUAGCUAACGAAGCUAAGUCUAGUAGACAGUAUACUGAUGUAAACCGAUUUACACUUAAGUGCCUUGAUUGUGGUUGUAUUAUGAUUGGUCAAACACAAGCACAGGAACAUGCCAAAUUAACUGCUCAUAAUAAUUUUAAUGAAUAUUGAUAUAUCCACAACUUAACAUGCAAUACCUAAUAGAGUUCAUUUGUUUUUUCUUUAAUUAAACUUUAGUUUAUACAUUAAUAUUUACUAUA